AUGCUGACAGAAAGCCCAGGCAGUUCGCAACAGACACUUACCAGGCUUCCCAACGAGUCUGGUCACGCCUUCUCUCCCCAAUUCGCGGUGGCAGAACCAAGCACUGAGGAGCUUGUCCAGCCGCUUGCGGCCAGUGCGGACGAAGCUAAAACCGUGGGUGCCAACGAAUUUGAAGAACCACUCGUCAACUUGUUCGAUGAAGCCGCACUCACACGUAGGGCCGGUGGACACUCAUUUUACCGAAAAUCUUUCAACAAACCUGCCUAUUGUCAUCACUGCAGUGAAGUAAUUUGGAGCCCCCUAAGUACCGGGUUCGCCUGUGAUGGUGAGUAUGCCCCGCUCUAA
This is a messenger RNA of Dibothriocephalus latus, 345 nucleotides long. The record is from the annotation of a GenBank genome assembly. NCBI's taxonomy places the organism in Eukaryota, Metazoa, Platyhelminthes, Cestoda, Diphyllobothriidea, Diphyllobothriidae.